Durusdinium trenchii is the source of this 1070-nucleotide messenger RNA. The record is from the annotation of a GenBank genome assembly. NCBI's taxonomy places the organism in Eukaryota, Dinophyceae, Suessiales, Symbiodiniaceae.
GUACAGACACGUCGAUACCCUGUCCAUCAUCAAUGUUCCGGAGAUGGAAAAUUUCAUUGGAUACUGGAAUGGCGUUCUCCUGGAGAAUGCCAUGCAGAGGACCGGCUUCAUGUAUGGCUACUACUUGGAGGACAAGAACUAUGAUGAGGGCACUCGAGCCAUCAUGGAGGGCAUCUAUGAGCCCUCCCAAGAGAUGGUCGGCGAAAUCGCCGAGCCCUUGACCGACGAUCAGGAAAUGGCCCGUGUCAACAGGAUCGCCGAGGCGCUCGGUUUGGAAUGCAUUGGUUGGGUCUUCACCAGCUUGCCUCUGGAGGAUGACCUCUUAUUAUCUCCUGAGGAGGUCCUGCGCAUUGCCAGAUUACAAAACGAGCACUCCACCGAUGCGCACUUUACCAAGUACGUCCUGUCCAAAUUCGUCUCUUGCGCCGUGCGCCCAGAUCCGGCCAACAACGGGGCGCCCGACCUCCAUCCUUUCAUGGUCUCGGAGCAGGCCUGUGCCAUGCUCCGCGAUGGGAUCCUCAGUAGCUCCUCCUCCGAGCGGCGCUGCUGCCUGGUGCGCGAGGCCGGCAAGGAUGAAAUGAUUCCAGACUUCGUCGUGGAAGGCAGAUCAGAUAAGAAGAUUGCCACGGACUUCUUUAUCGUGCGUGUGAACGACACGGCGCCCAAGAAGCACCAGCGGAUGUUUACGCAUGCGGACUUCCCGAGGGAAAACCGCCCGACGCAUCCACAGAGAAGGGACGAUCUGAAGAAGUACUUCAGCAAGAUCCCGAAAUCCGAAGCCUCUUGGUCAAGGUUUGCAGACUUUCACCUUCUCCUCUACAUCGCAAAGGAGAUCGACGUGGAUACCGCCGUGACCAUCGCCGAGUGUGUCCGGGAUCGGAAGGACAUCCCCGAGGGGGUCACGAUGAUCAUCAACGAGCUCACUCAGUGAGGAAUCUCCUAUGCUCGUCCUGGACAGGGGGCGAAGGUUGUCGGCGGCGAAGAGAAGUGAGGGGUGCGAACCGCACGAAUUCAGCAACAGCAACAGCACACAGCAGCAGAACAUAUCACAACAUAGAAAAUGCAUACAG